UUCCUCCUGGGCAAAGAUUGUAGCAGCUUAUUUGCUAGUCAGUGCAGUUUAUUUGCCUUACAUGUGUGAUUUGCCUUCGUGUGGUUUUAAGUGGAAAUUUGUGGGAGAAAGUGAUCCAAAGAUUAAGAGGCCUUUGUUUGCACCAUUUGAAGCCUAUUAUCUUCCAUCUGUACCACCCUCCCACCCUGGAGCUGCCCUAUAAAACCUGGGAGCAGGGGAGCUAUUCCUCCUGGUGUAGAAACCAGUUGUUGAAACAGCUUUGGGAGAAAAACCUAAGAAGCAGGGGCAGGCUGUAAAGUUUUCUGUCUGUAGAGGCCUGGGUCUUUUCCUAUAUCGGCAGCCUUUGUUUAGCUCCUUGCUAACCUCAGGCCCUGAAGCUUUCACGAAAUAAGGCUCCCAAUGGCUACAGAGAAGGUCUAAGUGAAUUCUUUCACACCUGAAUCAGCUCUCCCAACUCUAAACCUCAACAUGAGGAGAUCAUCCUGCAGACUGCGCCAUGGGUCGACUUGAUGGCAAGGUCAUCGUUUUGACUGCUGCUGCACAAGGAAUUGGUCGGGCAGCUGCUUUAGCCUUUGCCAAAGAAGGGGCCAAAGUCAUAGCAACAGAUAUCAAUGAAUCCAAACUUCAAGAGCUAAAUGAGCAUCCAGGCAUUCAAACUCGAGUUCUUGAUAUAACAAAAAAGGAACAAAUUGAGAAGUUCUCCAAGGAAAUUGAGAGACUCGAUGUUCUUUUUAAUGUUGCUGGGUUCGUCCAUCAUGGAAGCAUCCUGGAAUGUGAGGAGAAAGACUGGGACUUUACCAUGAAUCUGAAUGUCCGAAGCAUGUUCUUGAUGAUUAAGGCAUUUAUUCCCAAAAUGCUUGCCCAGAAAUCUGGCACCAUUAUCAACAUGUCUUCUGUGGCUUCCAGCAUCAAAGGAGUUGUCAACAGAUGCGUAUACAGCGCGUCCAAAGCGGCAGUGAUUGGACUGACAAAAUCCGUGGCCGCCGAUUUCAUCCACCAGGGUAUCAGGUGCAACUGUGUGUGUCCGGGAACUGUUGAUACACCUUCUCUGCAUGACAGAAUCCAGGCUAGCCCAGACCCCAAAAAGGCAAUGGAUGAUUUCUUAAAGAGACAGAAGAUGGGAAGACUAGCAACAGCAGAAGAAGUGGCCCUGUUGUGUGUGUACUUGGCCUCUGAUGAAUCUGCCUACAUGACUGGUAAUGAAGUCAUCAUUGAUGGAGGCUGGAGCUUGUGAUUUCUGAAUUGUAACAGUGGAAAAGAAGCCUCUUCCCAGUUACACUGAGCUUGGACAUGAAUAGUAAACACCUGACAAAUUUAUGUAGCACUUUAUAGUUUUAAAAUGAUACAUUUAAAUUUCAUUGCUACAUGAUAAUGUUGAAUUUAAUUAGUAAUUUUUUUAUUCUUCAUAUGAACAUACUCAAAGUGAUAGUUAAAUUGAUUCAAUUAGAAGGCAUCUAAUCUGUUACACAAUUCUGAAAUGUUCUUGGUCUUCUGUCCUCCUGAACUUUUUAGAUACUCAGAAUAAAAUUAUGUUGUGCUCA
Messenger RNA from Phascolarctos cinereus (koala), 1541 nucleotides. It is a transcript of the gene BDH2, whose product is annotated as 3-hydroxybutyrate dehydrogenase 2. Gene Ontology annotation, cellular component: cytoplasm. Gene Ontology annotation, biological process: siderophore biosynthetic process. Lineage: Eukaryota; Metazoa; Chordata; Mammalia; Diprotodontia; Phascolarctidae. Gene Ontology annotation, molecular function: 3-hydroxybutyrate dehydrogenase activity. The record is from RefSeq and is a predicted model, not a curated record.